AUGGCGACUGCUUCCGGUCCAGCGACAUAUUUCUACAACGACACGAGCCUGCCCGAAGCACAGCGUCAAUACCUCAAGGGUCUCGCCGAUGCUGCCGCCAUUCAGAAUCUAGACGAGGACGUGCGCAAUUAUGUCCGGGCCAUCACCAUCGCCUUUACCGUUCUGGCCACAAUCGUGGUCGGGAUGAGGCUAUGGGCACGACAACUUCAAGCGGCCAAGAUUAUGAUUGAUGAUUAUGCCAUGCUGGCGGCUCUGGCUUUGUUGUAUGGCAAUAUGAUCAUCAAUCUUGUUCUUGUGGAUUAUGGUAUCGGUUUACAUUCGGGCCGCCUCCCGUAUGAAUCGAUCGAGCUUAUUAACAGGACAUUGGUUGGAGCCGAACUCCUCUAUGUUACUACCAUCAAUCAGUACAAAAUCGCACUCCUCCUCCUAUACCUUCGCAUCUUUCCCAUGGCCCAAGUCCGAAAAGGUGCCAUGUGGUGCGGUGCCUUGACACUUGGAUGGAUGCUCGCAUGUUGGAUAGCUGCCUGCCUCCAGUGCAUACCUCUUGUGAAAGCUUGGAAUCCUUGGGUCCAGGGUCAAUGCAUCAACCUCUUCUUGACCCAGCUGUGCAUUUCUAUACCGAGCAUCAUUGUCGAUAUUGCCAUCCUCGCAUUGCCGAUUCCACACGUACUCAAGCUGCAGCUGAGUCCUUGGCAGAAAUACUUGGUCAUGGGAACGUUUUUGCUUGGUAGCUACGUCGUUUUCACCAGCUGCUAUCGAUUCAGGAUAUUUCUGGAUUAUACGACGAGUGACGUCCCUUACUCAAUCGCCGAUGGAAUCGCUUGGAAUAUUAUCGAGCUCAGCAGCGGCAUCGUCUCGGCCUGUUUGCCCACUCUGGGUCCCAUCGUCCGUCUCGGCAUCAAAGCAUUCGGCAGCGUGGCCGACGCAACCGGCCUGUCCAGCUACGCCAAAUCAUCAUCCAGAACCGGUAACGGAACGUCCAGUGACCCCCACGCCAGCGGAAGAUCUCGCGGUAAGAGCUGGUCCAAGCUCGGCGAUGCGGGUGCUUCUCGCAACAACGAUUCCAAGGGCCCGCUCCAGACCAUCGGGUCCCAGCCGGUCAGGCAAGGUCAGCCUAGAGACAGUGACUCGGAAAUGGAGUUACACAUCAUGAGGGACGUUGCUGCACCGUCUCAGGUUGCCUACCGGCGGUAG
Pyricularia grisea is the source of this 1194-nucleotide messenger RNA. RefSeq lists its product as uncharacterized. The coding region runs from base 1 to 1194 and encodes 397 amino acids. The record is from RefSeq and is a predicted model, not a curated record. The transcript is spliced from 6 exons. Lineage: Eukaryota; Fungi; Ascomycota; Sordariomycetes; Magnaporthales; Pyriculariaceae.